CUGUUUGGCGUUAUAGUUUAAAAACAGUUUUUACUUUUUAAAAUGAGAAAAUUGCAUUUUAAAAAUAAGUGGAGGUGUUUGGCUAUAAUUUUUAAAAAGUGUUUUUAAAAACUGGAUUAAAAAAAACAAAAACUCAGAGAACAUCCAAAACCUGUUUUCUGAAUUCUAUAAAAUACUUCUCAAAAUUAUUCUCCGUGUUCUCAAACUCUGAGAUCUCCUUCAGUAUCAAUGGCUCCUCUCAAUCAGGUAUUUUCUUCUUCUUCUUCUUCUUCUUCUUCUUCUUCUUCUUCUUCUUCUUCUUCUUUCCCCUAAAAGCUACAGGUCUUCUCUUCUUCUCUGCCUUAAAAACUAAUUACAGGUCUUCUUCUUUUUUUCCCUAAAAUCAAUCUUAUGCAUAUUGUUCAAUGUGAUUAUUUAUAACUCUUAUCGAUUUAUGAAUUGGUCUUUCAAAUUUUUUGAUUUACUUUAAUUAGGUUUAAAUUUGAAAUGGGAUUAGUCUGGAUCUGAACUCUAAAGAGAAGACAAGUUGAUCAACAAGAUUUGAAAUGAGUAUGACAACUGAGAAUAUAGAUGAUGAUACAUGCUUGUGGGGACCAACUAUAGAGAAAAUAUUUAUUGAUAUCAUGGUUGAUGAAGUGAAUAAGGGAAAUAUGACAAGUGGUCAGUUUAGCUCAAAGACAUCGGCAAGAAUUCUUGAGGAUUUGCAAAGUAAAAGUAAGCGAAAGUAUGUAAUGAAACAAGUUAAGCAAAAGUUUCAUAGGUUACGCAUCAGGUAUCGUGAGUUUUCUGAAUUGUCGAAACAAACUGGAUUUGGAUGGAGUCGUGAAAAAGAUACUGUGAUUGCUCCUGAAGAAGUAUGGCAGAAUUAUAUAAGGGCACAUCCAAGGGCGGCACAAUAUCAAAAAAAAGGAUGUGAUCAUUUUAGAUUGUUGGAACUAAUUUUUAGUAAAUCAACUGCGACUGGUUUACACCAUCGUUCUGCUGCUUCAGGUCCACCCAAUACUAAUGAUGAAAGGGAGAUGGAAAAUGAUUUAGAUCAUGUAGACAUACAAGAUAUUGAUGAUAAUGAUAGUGCUAGUUGUAUAUGCUCUCGUCUUGUUGAUGAUAUUUUUAAACGUUCAGCAAAAAAUUCAGCAACAACAAGUGUAGAGCGAGUGAAAAGACAAAGAUCACAACAAAUGAGUGAUGCGAUUGUUGCAUGGACUGAGGUAGCUAAAGUAAGAGCUGAGGCUACUUUAGCUAAAGCCGAAAAAUACAAGAGUAAAAGUGAAGUAGGAGGAAGUCAAAAAGAUGAAUUUUCUCUCACAAAAUGCAUGCAGAUCCUUGAAGGAAUUGAAGGAGUUGAUGAUGAUAUUUACAUGAAAGCUGUCGAGAAGUUCAAAGAUUCGGAUUGGAGAGAGAUUUUUAUUAAUAUGUCUACUGCUAGAAAGAGGGCUUGGCUAGAUAGGCUUUGA
Messenger RNA from Cannabis sativa, 1454 nucleotides. Its product is annotated as L10-interacting MYB domain-containing protein-like. The record is from RefSeq and is a predicted model, not a curated record. Lineage: Eukaryota; Viridiplantae; Streptophyta; Magnoliopsida; Rosales; Cannabaceae. The transcript has 3 exons. Bases 546 to 1454 code for a protein of 302 amino acids.